Saccostrea echinata is the source of this 986-nucleotide messenger RNA. RefSeq lists its product as uncharacterized. NCBI's taxonomy places the organism in Eukaryota, Metazoa, Mollusca, Bivalvia, Ostreida, Ostreidae. The coding region runs from base 148 to 525 and encodes 125 amino acids. The record is from RefSeq and is a predicted model, not a curated record. The transcript has 5 exons.
UUAGAAUAAACAAAAACAGGGAACAUGUGAAGCGAUAUCAUUUUGAACCUUUAGUGAUUUUGGUACAUUAGAGUUUCUUGUUAAAAAGACCAGUUGAUCAGAGAGAUAUAAGAUUUAAGAACUUAUAUUUGUUUGUGAUGAGAUUCUAUGGACAUAAUGGCAGGUAAUUGCCGGAUGCAACCGCCGCGGAAUAUGGAGUUUGAAUCUGAGGAUUUAAAACAGAAAGCAGAAAACGAAUUUCUUAUCAAAAUAGGAGCAAAGGAGGAGGAGUUUGACUGGCACCCAGAUAUCCUAUAUAGAAGACCGGAACGCCCCAGGUCCAGUAUAAGUCUGGAUUAUCCCCUAGAUCUCAAAUUAGGUAGACCGAAAACUGCAGGUACCAUUCAAAACAGAAACCCUUGGGCAUGUAACAACCAGGCGCUGAGACAGAUGACACUGGUGUCUCGCCAUGGUCCACGCCAAAGAUUUUUAAACAAAGCACAGUUUUCCUCUGCGCACGUAACCUACGUCCCUAUCCGGAUUUAAUGACGAUGUUUUUAGAAAAUGUUAAGCUAGUCUCAUUUCUACAUUUUUUCAAAUACAUUGGCGUGCACAAUGCGAAAAAAAAAGACACGUGUUUCUCCUGAAAUCUUUGAGAAUUAAGUUAUUGUAUAACUUCUAAAAGCCAGGGUAUUUGUUUGCGACCCAUGCAGGAUUCAAGUCUGAUUCUACACGUUAUAAGAAGUGAGUUAAUUCCAUUGCAUCAUCUUGUGUCCACAAAUUUUCCUGAUGAAUGUACCACAUAUUAAACAAAUAAUUCCUGUGAUUUGAAAUUUCAAAGGUAGCAGUCCCAUGUUUUUAAUUGUUUGUUUGUUUGUUUGUUUUUUUUUUUUGCGAUGCCAUUGAAUUAAACGCUCUGAAAGGAAAACAAAUAUUUACAAGCUUUGUAAAUUCACCGAUACAAUAUAUAAAUGUGUCGCAAAGAUUUAACUUCAAAAAUGUCCAUU